Messenger RNA from Nematocida homosporus, 2265 nucleotides. RefSeq names its product protein transport protein SEC23. Gene Ontology annotation, biological process: intracellular protein transport; endoplasmic reticulum to Golgi vesicle-mediated transport; COPII-coated vesicle cargo loading. Lineage: Eukaryota; Fungi; Microsporidia. The coding region runs from base 1 to 2265 and encodes 754 amino acids. The transcript has a single exon. The record is from RefSeq and is a predicted model, not a curated record. Gene Ontology annotation, cellular component: COPII vesicle coat; endoplasmic reticulum exit site. Gene Ontology annotation, molecular function: GTPase activator activity; zinc ion binding.
AUGGAAGAAGCUAUCAGAAGUGUAGAGGAAAAAGAAGGAAUCCGAGUGACCUGGAAUGUCUUUCCCAAUACAAAGGCUGAAAGUCAGAAAAACAUGAUUCCUUUGGCCUUCUUGUACCGACCAAUGCACGGAUAUCAAGAUAGAAGUUUAUUACAAGUGAAUUAUGGCGCAGUUAGGUGUGCUAGAGGUGAGUGCGGUGGAGUACUUAAUCCCUACUCAGCAGUUGAUUUUGGCACAAGACAUUGGAAUUGUCUAUUUUGCGGUCGUAUGAACAUGUUACCCCCACAUUAUCGUGAUAUUACUCCCGACAAUCUUCCCUAUGAACUAUUCAGUGGCAACACUUCUGUUUACUACCGAUCAACCAAACUACCAACCUAUAGUCGUACUUACUGGUUUGUAAUUGAUGCCUGCAGUUUUGAUGAAGAACGACAUUUACUUCUUAAGGAAGGACUCUUAACUACUUUAGAUCUUAUUGCCGAGACGGACUUUAUUGGUGUAAUUAGGUACAGUGCUAAUAUUGAAGUAUUUGGGCUUGAUUCAACUGAGGUGGCUAAGAUUCAUGUUUUCCCGGCGGUUAAUUAUACUCCGGCUAUUCUACAGAAGGCUUUAAGUACGGGUCAAGUUCAGUCUGGAUCACCACUUAGUAAGUUUGCCCGGCGUAAGAGUGAGUGUCUUACUUACUUAGAGAAUCUCUUUAAGAACUUGCCCAUUAAUGCCUUCCCAGUACCGACAGUGGAACGGCCUAAGCGUUGUACGGGUAGUGCUGUUUUACUGGCUAGUUCUCUAGUGCAAAGUACCUGUGUAGAUGGGACGGGACACAUUAUGCUGUUUACCCAAGGUCCUUGUACUUUUGGUCCUGGAGCUAUUACUACACUCAGUUUAAAGGAUCCUUUGCGUAGUACAGGUACAGGGAUUGGCAUGCUUUUUGCUAAAGAGUCUAUCUAUGAAGGUAUUGCCCAGGCUUUAGGUCGAAAAGGCCAUGUUAUUGACAUUGUGGCAGCGGGUAUUGAUGAUUUUGGCUUCUCCGAGAUGAGAAGUUUAGCUGAAAAGACGGGAGGUAUUACUGUAUUUGCCCGGGACUUCAAUCCUUACAUCUAUAAGGAAUCCAUUAGAAGAAUCUUUGCUAAAGCCCCCCAGUCUCCUGAGGUGGAAGAAGAUCUACAAUCUAAUCCAGCAGUGACUAAUUCUAGUCCAGGGACAAGUACUACACCUCCACAAGUACGAGUAUUUGAUGCACGGACGACCGUUAAGAUUUCGAAGGGAUUUGAAGUUAAAUCGGUGCUAGGUCAUGGGAUUGUACAACCGGCUGAGAAGAAGGGCAGUCCUUUGGUUUGGCGGCAAGGUUCAGUGUUUAAACAGUCUUCAUUAGUAUUGGUAUGUGAGCAUAUGGAAGAUGCCCCGGCCGGUGCUCCUGUUUAUGUUCAGAUUAGUACUAAGUUUGUAGAUUCAACGGGUGAGUGCCAUGAACGAGUAACAACUAUGGCUCGUUCCUUUGUGGAUGCCACUAACUUACCGCAACUAGUAGCUGGGUUUGACCAGGAAGCAGCUACUGUGUUUAAGGCUAAGGAAUUAUGUGUGAAUGCAGAUGGUGGUGAUGGCAUUGAUGUAAUUAGGCAGGCAGAUAGGUGUUUGAUUAGGUUUAUGCAACGUUUUUGUGUUUUUGAUCGGGAUGUACCUUCAUCACUGAAGACUCCACCAACGAUUGCUUUUCUACCGGAAUUUAUCUUCUUCUUACGACGACUACCGGCCUUGCAUACGGAUGGAUUGAGUUUUGAUGAAGUGGCGUACCAACGGAACAUUCUCUUAGGAGAAGACUCUACAGCUUCUAUGUGCAUUAUUAGGCCGCCACUAGUCUCAUACCAUUAUACCGGGGAAAGAACUCCGGUUGAGUUGGACUCUAAAUCAUUAAAGCCGGAUGUAGCCUUACUAGUGGAUACGUUCUAUGACGUAGUGAUCUGGCAAGGGGAGAACAUUGUGGCCUGGAUUGAUGCGGGGAUAAAAGACGAUCCGGAGUACUGGUACUUCAAGGAAAUGUUGGAGAACAUUGAAAAGGAGGCUAAGGCUAUUGUACAGGACCGACUUCCAGUUCCGAAACUAACCAUUUGUAACCAGUACGGCUCGCAGGAAAGAAUUCUGCUUUGCAAAGUCAAUCCGUCCUCUUCUGUAGCGAACAGUGCCGUUGGGGAGGGACAGACUAUUGUAACUGAGGACAUAGACUUUUCUAGGUUCUAUGAAUACCUGAUAAAGCUUAUAGUGAGCAGCUAA